Molecule: messenger RNA, 2614 nt
Organism: Pectinophora gossypiella (pink bollworm)
Lineage: Eukaryota; Metazoa; Arthropoda; Insecta; Lepidoptera; Gelechiidae
Product: thioredoxin-related transmembrane protein 2 homolog
Exons: 5
Coding region: 73-882 (269 amino acids)
Cellular component (GO): membrane-bounded organelle
Molecular function (GO): disulfide oxidoreductase activity
Source: RefSeq, a predicted model, not a curated record
CGUUUCAGUACAGUACUCUUCCUCGCCUAAUCUUGCUGAAGCUGAAUUUUUCUCUAAAAAUAACAUAAAAACAUGUCGUUUAAGGCAGAUUUUCGGCAAAUAUUGAAGCCCUAUUACUGGGUGAACAUUCUGCUUAGCCUUUCCUACGUUACGUGCAAGCGAACCGCACUUAUUUGCAACUUUUUGUUCCCGAGCAGUGAUUGUGAAUUGGAUACUAGAGAAACGGAAAUUCUAUUUUUCCUAAUUAUAGUCGUUAUGUUGAGAACUAGGAAGGCGGGAAGUGUUACUAUGGUGAACUAUCUAUCGUCGUCUUUCGUUUAUACUAAAAUUGCCAACUUAAUUCUUUGGUUCUACGCUGAUAUAAGAUAUGGCCUGCCCUACGGUGCGCUGCUCAUCCUGACAGCCCUGCUGCUGCCAGAACCAACAUACUCAGGCCCGGAACACAUCACAUACUUCCGUGGACCGCAGACGUUGGAGGAUGAGCUUAAACGGAACAAGCAUGUUACUUGGGUGGUAUGCGUGUACGCAGCGUGGCACCCGGCCUGCGUCAACUUCGCGCCAGUGUUCGCCGAGCUCUCAGCCAGCUAUAGCCUGGACAACUUGAAGUUUGGCAAGCUGGACGUGGGCAGAUACCCGGACGCAGCGACCAAGUACAGGGUCCAGGAUGGUCCCACCAGCAGGCAGCUGCCCACCGUGCUGCUGCUCGGAGACGGAGUGGAGAAGAUGAGGCGACCCAACGCUGAUCACUCCGGGAAACUGCUCAAGUUCCUAUUCUCAAAAGACAACGUGAAAGCGGCCUUCGACCUGGACGGUAUCUACCAGGAGUGCAAGGAAAGACUAUCCACCGCCAAGAUAUGCAAGAAGACCGAAAAGACCGAGUAGACCUAACAAAGUAGACCGAGAAGACCUAGUAGACCAGUAGAUCGAGAAGACCAGUAGACCGAGAAGACCAGUAGAGAAGAGUAGAAAUACGACCAUUUCCUUCAUUCCGCGAUUCCUGUGCUACACCCUGUUAUUUAUCACUAAAAUCCAUAGAUUACACUUUUAGAGUUGCACCACAUCUGGCAGCACCUCAUAGCACUUUCCUUUUCUGUUACUCAGAACCAUCAUUUGCUAGAGCGAGAGAAAGCGACUCCACAUUUUUGACCGUGACAAAAUUUAAGAAGACUUGCAAGAUAAUUAAAACACAUUAUAACGGGUUUUUAUCGUGAAGUAGCUUCUGCCGUUCAUAACACAAGUUUGUCUGUAAAAACCCUAAUAAGACACACACAAGGAAAGAGAGGCAGGGGAGGACCAAGAAGAGCUUACAUGGAACAGAUUAAAGAGAAGGUGAACGUCGUGUCUUAUAAGGAAGUGAAAGAAUUGACCUUUGGUAGACAAGAAUGGAGAAUGCUACACCGACGUAGCUUUAAAUUGAUGUUGAAGUCUGACAUCUGGCACCAAGACCUGUUUUUUACUUGACUUGUAGAUUCGCCUCGGAUAGCGUUCACCAUUUGCCCGGACAAGUGGGGCAUUCGAUCCUAAUGUGACGUCGGCAAAUGGGUAAUCGCCUGAGUGCAUGUGUUGUAAUGAAUCUCAUAGAAUAACGUGCAGGGAGCUAAAAAGGCCCACAUCAAAACAAUUUAUCCAAAAACGCAAUGGGUGAAUAUCAAAAUGAGCCAAGUUUGGUGGCGAACUGUCAUAUUAUGUUUUCGUGAAAAAUUGGGUUCCGACAUGAAAAAGGAUAGUUCUAGCUACGAGGAACAAGUUACCUCCAAUUUUUCACGAAAACAUAAUAUGACUGGAUUCUCUUAAAAUGCAUAAAUGGUUUUGUCAUAAUUUUAAUUAUCAUAAUCCUUUUUGCAUAACGUUUUUUAGCAUAAUAGUACUUUCCCAUAAUAACAUCUAGGAAUACUGGUUUGUUAGAUAUAACUUAUUUUUGGACUAAUAUUUGUUGGUAUAAAUUUGAUUCGCAUAUAAAUAGGUAUCCAUAAUUCUUUUUUAGAAUAAUAGUGUUUUGUCAUAAUUUUUACAAGGCAUACCAGUAGGUUAGGGUGCGGUGGGGGUGGCCCUUGGGCCACCCCUACGCCGCCAGCAUGUUUAUCUUACACACGAAAAGUAUACUGAAUGAUGACCAACAGCAUGAAAUAGAGUCAAAAAAUAUAAAAAGUCAUAAUCAUGAACCAAAUGCAGCCUAGGAAAAAAUAAGUUUCGGAAAUGUUCAAAGUUGUGCCAAAGCUUUUCUCAUUCGGAGUAUAGUUUUUAUGCUUAUAAUAAUUAUGCUUAUAUAUCAUUAUUGCCAUUAAUUAUUAUGCUUAUAGUAGUUAUGAGUUUCAAAUGUAUGCAUAAAAAGUUAUGACAAAUAAUACUAUACGUAACUAAUAAUAGGACAAGUAACAUUAUGCCAUGGUAAAUUAUUACAUAAACUUUUAUGCGUUAAAAUAGAGAACCUAUGACAGUUCGCCACCAAACUUGGCACAUUUUGAUAUUCACCCCAAUAUUGCUAUUUAACAUUUAUGUGUAUUGUGCACAUACUUUAUAUCCGUAUUUCACUAUAAGUUGACGACAUACAUACCGUAUUCCUUACGGGCUAGGCAGAUCACAAAGCACUGAAGAAAAAAUAAUGGUGCUAAUU